GUUCCGGUUAAUAGCUUCUGUUGAUAUUAUGAUCCCAUACUGUUUACAUUCAAGUUCAAAAUCGCAGAAGUAACUAAACAUAAUCAUUUUAGACAGCAUAAAUUGUCUGACACUAAAAAUACUUUCCAUAUUUAAUUCCUAAUAUCAUUACUACAUGCAACUUUAUGCCAAUGUGGAAGUACAAAACUGGAUUAAAGCGAAGGCAAAUAAUAAUAAGGAUCUAUUUACUAAAACGGAUUUAAAAGAACCGCAUCACACCUAACAGAUCAACGGAUCAUAACUUUCACUUCUCUGUGAUAACUUCAUAACCCUCGCAGGGAAGAAACGAAUGGGUAACCGACGUCGGUGAGUUAUCGCUGGUUUUGUUUCCUAUUUGGCGAUAACUCUUAGCAACCAUCCUCAGUAAGGUAAAAACACUCGAAUAGUCUAUAAGACAGAUUUCAAAGUUGCAUUUUGAGGAGGGUUGACGUAAAUCGAAGUGUGUCUUGACAAGAGUGGUUCAAAUCACCUUUUUGAACCGAAGGUGAGAGUCAUUUUGGCUGCAACAUAAAAGAUAUCUUGAAUGGAAUCCAACAUUCUGUAAUGGGAAAGGAUAUCUCCUAUACAUGUAUUAAAAAUCUCCAAUUCAUCUUGUGUUUUUCAUUGUCUAUUGAUAUAUAUAUUUUAAGUUUUAUAUAAAUGCACAAAUAAGAAAUUUUAUGUUUUCUGAAUUCUCGUAUAAAAGCAUGUUUCUUUUUAUCAAAUUUAAAAACAAGUCUUUUGAUUCAUGAAAAAUGAAAUGAUAUGUCUAAGUACAUGCUACAAGAAAAUGAGUGAUCCUGAACCUUUCAAAUUUCAGUUGCUAACUGCAUGUGACUAAUGAGCUGAAGAUUUUUCCAGAAAGAAAUGUUUUAAAAGAGGCAUUUUCUUAUACUUGCGCAAUGGAAAUGUCAUAUGAAAAUAAUUUAUGUAGCCAAGUAUUUUCUCGGCAGGAAAUUUUAAAGGAAGAUUUAAUUGAUACGAAAGAGAAAUUGUAUGCGUGCGACAUUUGCACCAAAGCCUUUUCUCAACAUUCUUAUUUAAAGUCACAUUUACUGGCACAUGCAAAAGAGAAGCUGUUUGCAUGUGAAGUUUGUCAUAAAGCCUUUUCUCAAAAGUCGAAUUUAAUAACACAUUUACGAGUACAUACGAAUGAGAAACCUUAUACAUGCGAUGUUUGCAGCAAAACAUUUUCUCUGUUUAGUUACUUGAGAGUACACUUACAGACGCAUACACAAGAGAAACAACAUGCGUGCCACAUGUGCAAUAAAACAUUUUCUCAAGAACCGAAUUUAAAAAGACACAUGCGGACGCACACGAAAGAAAAACCCUUUACAUGUCAUAUAUGCAAUAAAGCAUUUUCUGUAAAGUCGAACUUAAAACAACAUUUACGUACACAUACGAACGAGAAACCGCAUGCAUGCCCUACUUGUAAUAAAGUAUUUUCUCAUUCGCCGAAUUUGAUAACACAUUUGCGGACCCAUACGAAAGAGAAAUCAUUUGUAUGUGACGUCUGUAAAAAAGCAUUUUCUCAUAAAUCGAGUUUAAAAAGUCAUUUACGCAUUCAUACGAAAGAGAAGCCGUUUGCAUGUGAUGUUUGUAAUCGAACGUUUGCUCAGCAAAAUCACUUACUAACACAUUUACGGACGCAUACGAGAGAGAAGCCGUUUGAAUGUGACAUUUGUAAUGAAAAAUUUUCUUAUCCAGCAACUUUAAAAACACAUCUACUGAAGCAUGCCGUAGAAAAAGUAUGAACCAUAUUGCUGUGAAAUUCGGUAUAGUGCUUUCUCAACAAGAAAAUUUCAAAAGACUUUCUUUCACACUCCAAAGAGAAGCAAUUACAUUUGUGAUACAUAUAAUGUGAUGAAUUCUUUAAAAUAAAUCAUUUGUAUAAUAUGUAUCAUCUGUAUAUUACAUUUUUUUAAAUAAAUUAUUUAUAUGAA
This is a messenger RNA of Argiope bruennichi, 1961 nucleotides long. RefSeq names its product gastrula zinc finger protein XlCGF7.1-like. Lineage: Eukaryota; Metazoa; Arthropoda; Arachnida; Araneae; Araneidae. Gene Ontology annotation, biological process: regulation of transcription by RNA polymerase II. Gene Ontology annotation, molecular function: DNA-binding transcription factor activity; RNA polymerase II cis-regulatory region sequence-specific DNA binding. Bases 921 to 1772 code for a protein of 283 amino acids. The transcript has 2 exons. The record is from RefSeq and is a predicted model, not a curated record.